Gongylonema pulchrum is the source of this 222-nucleotide messenger RNA. The record is from the annotation of a GenBank genome assembly. NCBI's taxonomy places the organism in Eukaryota, Metazoa, Nematoda, Chromadorea, Rhabditida, Gongylonematidae.
AUGAUCGAUGCGACACAUGAUGCGCCGUCAUUCCUUCGCGCAUCCACGACUUCCGCUAAAGUGGACCGACGAAAACAGCACGUUGUUCAUCGGAUCGCUUCAUCCGGCGAUCGCCAUCCGGUGCUCUCUUCCAAAAUGUGGUCCGCGGCGCAGCAACAUCAACUUUUCCAUUUCCAUUAUCGCACAAAUCGGCGCUACCAGAAAGAAUUUCCCAUUUGUUGA